Lactuca saligna is the source of this 462-nucleotide messenger RNA. Lineage: Eukaryota; Viridiplantae; Streptophyta; Magnoliopsida; Asterales; Asteraceae. The record is from the annotation of a GenBank genome assembly.
AUGAAAUUCCUUCACAAGCUCACCAAAUCGAGAAGCAAAGACAUCUAUUUCUGCCUUCCACAAGAGUCUUUAGGUCUUGGAAUUCAUACACUGGUGAACAACGGUGAUUACAAGGAAUUUUUGGAUUUGGCGUAUGCUAAUGACAAGAGAAUGAAUGUAUAUGUGGAUCACCAUAAUGAACCUAUCUUCGACUGGAUUGAGGCUGAGGAAAGUGAAAGUGAAAACGAAGACUUAGAUGAAGAUGAGGAUUCAGUUAUUCAAGAUUCAUAUUCUGUUGAUCAUGAAGAAUAUGAUGCUACCUAUCCAUUUCCAGCAAACAAAACUGCACGUGAUAGAUUUUUAAACAUCCUUUGUGAACCUAUAGAGAGUGAAGAUCAAGAUGAUGAAUACGUGCCACCCCAGUACCCUGUGUAUGAUGAGAGACAGCCAUGGGAUCAGAUGAAACCAAUUAUAGAUGGAUAG